CCGCUGCUCACCGGAAGCACGGUGGUCAGGUCCACGAAGCAAAAGAAACACACAAGGCAACAAGAAAGCGUGGGUCGGCGGAAGGAAAGGGUGAAGAAACCAGAGGAACCCAAGAAAAGAUUCGCAGCUUCGGGGGAGCGGAUUGCUGGGCAAAUGGGGUCCGGAUCUUUCCUCAAGGUGCUCGUCAGCAACCUGGACGUUCUCGCCGGGCCCAUAGUUUCACUCGCUUAUCCUCUGUAUGCGUCUGUUCGAGCAAUAGAAACAAAAUCUCCUAUAGAUGAUCAGCAAUGGCUCACUUACUGGGUGCUGUACUCGUUUAUCACUCUGUUUGAGCUCACUUUUGCUGCAGUAAUUGAAUGGCUCCCUUUCUGGUCUUAUGGAAAGCUGUUUUUCAAUUGCUGGUUGGUCUUGCCCUACUUUAACGGUGCUGCGCAUGUUUAUGAGCAUUUUGUGCGGCCAAUGAUUGUGAACCAGCAAGUUGUAAACAUCUGGUAUCUUCCAAAAAAGGAAGGUUCGGAUAAACCUGACGAUGUAAUUUCAGCUGCACAGAAAUACAUUGAACAAAAUGGAUCAAAAGCAUUUGAGACUCUCGUUAACAAGUUUAAGACUACAAACGCAAGGCGCUCAAUUUUGGAGGAGGUAGAGGCGGAAAGGAGAGCCAGGGCUGAACGAGAACUGGAAGCAAGGGAUGUGAAUCCAUUCUUCCACCCGAAUUACUGAUUCUGGAAAGCUCUUCUGUUCAGGCAUCAGGUGACACAAUGUAUGUUCACCUGAUGUGCUGCUAGUUCUUUUUAGCUUAUAUACUAUAUUUAGCCCUGCAUUUUGUGUGAUUUCUCCUUCAGUGCCUUUAAUGUAGGAAUUGAUCAGACCAGGUCGAGGGGAGAAUUCUAGAGGAUCGUAUUUAGAUUUGAUAUAUUACAUAGCUGAACAAUUAUGAAAUCUUGUAAAUAGGUUCUUGCUGGAUGGUUGUAUGAAUCUGGACCAUGUAAUGGUUAUGACUUUCUCAUGGAUGACUGAAAUUUGUGUAUGCAUCA
Molecule: messenger RNA, 1034 nt
Organism: Aegilops tauschii subsp. strangulata
Lineage: Eukaryota; Viridiplantae; Streptophyta; Magnoliopsida; Poales; Poaceae
Product: HVA22-like protein a
Source: RefSeq, a predicted model, not a curated record